AUGCCCUCCUCAUCCAUCCCUCUUCCGUCUCUCCGUCCCCUCCUCAUCCAUCCCUCUCCCACCUCUUCAUCCCCCCCACAUCCACCUCUUUUCCGCCUCCCCAUCCCCUCAUUUUCACCCCCUCCCAUCCCUCCUCACCCACUUCUCCCUGUCCCUCCCAGCACCAUGGAGAAAGAACGCAACCCUUCCUCCACCACAUCCGCGUUCCGCACAUCGUCCGUCUGGAAGGAGGAGCUGCUGUGUCCCAUCUGCUACGAGCCAUUCCGGGAAGCCGUGACCCUAUGCUGCGGCCACAACUUCUGCAAGGUCUGUGUGACCCGCUCCUGGGAGAAUCGGCACCACGUGUGUCCCAUGUGCAAGGAGAGGUCCUCCUUGGCCGACCUCCGCAUCAACCACACCCUCAACAACCUGGUGGAGAUGAUCCUCAAGGAGGAAGGGGAGAAGAGAGCUCUGAGCAAGGCCCAGUGUCCUCUCCACCACGAGGAGCCCAAGUUCUUCUGCCUGGAGGACAAGGAGCUGACGUGUUUCGCCUGCCAGAGCUCCAAGGAGCACGAGGGACACAAGAUAAAAACAGUGCAGGACGCGGCAGCGGAUUUCCGGGCCAAGCUGAUGAACAUGGAAACAUCCCUGAGGGAUAAGGCCAAGGAUUUCAGCUCUGUGCGUCGUUCCUAUGAGUCCAUCGCUAAGCACAACCAGGUGGAAGCAGUGCAGCUGGAGAAUCAGGUGAAGAAGGAGUUUGAGAAGCUCCACCAGUUCCUGUAUGCAGAGGAGAAGGCAAUGAUGUCCCAGCUGCAUGAGGAGAUCCAGAGCAAGCAGGACUUCAUCCAGGGCAAGGUGGAGCAGCUGGAACGGGACACUCAGGCUCUGCUCAAUGAGGCCACGCAGCUCCAGGAGGACCUCAGGGAGGAUGAUUACACCUUCCUCAUGACCCACAAGAACCGCAAGCGCAGGAUCGCCUGCACAGCUGAGGAGCCGGAGGCUGUUCCCUCAGGAAUGCUCCUGAAUGUGGCCAAGUACUUGGGAUCGCUGCAGUACGACAUCUGGAAGAAGAUGUUGGACACCAUCACCGUAG
This is a messenger RNA of Acanthisitta chloris (rifleman), 1072 nucleotides long. RefSeq names its product tripartite motif-containing protein 35-like. Gene Ontology annotation, molecular function: zinc ion binding. NCBI's taxonomy places the organism in Eukaryota, Metazoa, Chordata, Aves, Passeriformes, Acanthisittidae. The record is from RefSeq and is a predicted model, not a curated record. Gene Ontology annotation, biological process: positive regulation of apoptotic process; innate immune response. The transcript is spliced from 5 exons. The annotation marks the transcript as partial.